ACAUGUUUAUUUCCGCUUCCGGCUUUACAACGUGCUUGCAGCAUGAAAAUAUUGUUAUGAGAGUUGUUUGACACUAACGGCACAUCCAGCAGCAUGGACAGGAUCGAUGAAUUGCGAACACGUGUUAAGUUGAACGAAUAUGGUGUUGACAAUGUACACAGCACUGACUUCCCUGGGAACUAUUCAGGGUAUGAUGAUACGUGGAGCCACAGCAAGUUUAAAAAGAAAUUCCGGAUUGAUGUUGUGAAAUUGGAAGGGGAUGUUUUGGAAUUUGAUAUGGUUGGUAUCGAUGCUGCCAUUGCAAAUGCCUUCCGAAGAAUUUUGCUUGCUGAGGUACCUACUAUGGCAAUAGAGAAGGUGUUUGUGUAUAACAACACAUCCAUCAUCCAAGAUGAGGUGCUAGCACACAGACUUGGCCUCAUCCCCAUCCAGGCAGAUCCAAGGCUGUUCGAAUACCGACAGGAAGGUGAGCUGGAGGGCACAGCCCAGGACACAGUGGAGUUCCAGCUGAAGGUCAAGUGUGCCAGAAAGCCACAGAGCAAGGAUGCUACUGACCCUGACGAGAUGUACAAAGACCACAAGGUUACAACGGAGUUCAUGAAGUGGAUGCCUAUAGGAGACCAGACCAGCAUUUUCAAACCAGGGGACCUGAAGCCUGUGGUAGAUGAUAUCCUCAUAGCUAAACUGCGGCCGGGCCAGGAGCUGGACCUCAAGUUACACUGUGUGAAGGGUAUUGGGAAGGACCAUGCCAAGUUCUCACCUGUGGCCACGGCCUCGUACCGCCUCCUGCCAGAGAUCCGACUGACUCAUCCUGUUGAGGGUGAUUCUGCUGAAGAGCUACAGAAGUGCUUCUCCCCGGGGGUCAUUGAUGUGGACAAUGUCCAUGGUAGGAAGAAGGCUCGUGUAGCACAUGCUCGUCGUGACACCGGCAGCCGUGAGGUCUUCAGACAUGAUCACCUCAAGGAUAAUGUCCAGCUCAGCAAAGUCAGAGAUCACUUCAUUUUUUGUGUAGAAAGCACUGGUGUGUUGCCCCCGGAUGCCCUGGUGGUGGAGUCCAUCAAGGUUCUCAUCGGGAAGUGUAACCGCUUCCUGCAGGAGAUGUCCGAUUCCAGCGGUGCCGGGGAUGCGUCAUGAUGUCGAGCCCUAGUCCAAUACCAUGUCCCAACCCUUGUCCAAUACCAUGUCCCAACCCUUGUCCUAUACCAUGUCCCAACCCUUGUCCAAUACCAUGUCCCAACCCUUGUCCUAUGUCCCAUGUUCCAACCCAUAUCCCUCUAAAGACAACAGUGGAUGAGAGAUUGAACGUCUGUGUAUUGCUUCUGAACACGAGGAGCAGGACUCUGACUGCCAGAUCUUGUAGGUGAUGCUCCUUCCCAGGCACACUUGACUUGGAACUUACGGAUGCAAGUUAUUGUGUGAAACAUAAGUUUCACUUGGCAAACAAGUCUGUCGAUAUAUCUUAAACGUGUUGUUAAUUGACAAGUGUUUUUUCAUUUUGGUAAAAAUAUUUGUCAAAUCAAUUUAAUAGUCUGAAACAAUAUUAGAAAUAAUUGCCAUUAGUGUCUGUUUAGAUAUUACUCUGGACAUGAAAAAAUUCUCUUUGAUAAAUCUACGACUGUUCAUCAAAUGUUUACUUCAUACAGACCCAAAAGUGUUUGAGUGAGUGAACGCAAACAUGGAGGAAACUGCGUGUAUGAAAAUGGCCUGGCUAAUCUUGGAGUAGUGUUGAGGUGAUUGUGUUAACUUGGGAGACAUGAGUCAUGGGCUCACUCUGCCUGUCACACCGAUCAGGAUGUGCUAAUGGAGAAGGUCAAGGUGGAAAUAACAUGCACAUACCGUAUUUCCUCCAAUACGUGCCAGCCUCUAAUUGCUGUGGGUCAUUCUCUCUCCAAUGACGAGGAGCCAUUGGAGCCAGACUUCUACUAGAGGCUGGGUCCAUCAUUUGAUGAAAUUAAAUGUCCCUGUCACAUUAUCUUACGGCAUGUAAUGAUUACUCCCUUCACUGUAUAAUAACUGUUUCCUGUAAAUGUAUCCUUGGGUAUGACUAACAUUUGGGAUUUGGUGAGAUUGUGAGUUGCCACUGUGAGUUGCCACAGUAUAAAUGCUGGUCAACAGCUUGCACACAAUUAAUAGAUGCCCAGGCGUCAAAUACGGUAUGUUUGUGUCGGAUGACACAAGUUACGGGACAAUCUGUUGUCAGCAUUCUACAAGAGCUGCUAAACUAAAACUAGUUCAGUGCAGCGUCUGAUGAUGACAUUUCGGAAGAAUUUGACAUGCAACAAAACUUUCUGGUGACAAGAUGUUGGAUAAAACCAAUACCGAUUGACAAACAAUAUAUAUCAAAUAAAAUCUGUUCCCAAACAAGAUAUCGGAUAAAGCCUGUUCACAAACAGACUGACAACGACCAGCGUGCAGGUUACACAUAAAGGAUAAAGCCUGUGUUGUAUGUUUUCAUUGUGUCGACUGAGGCCAAGAUGCUUCUGUUGGAACAGGACUUUGGCCGACUUUCCACCAUUGAUGAAAUUGUUAUGUAAUGGUUGAGUUUACUGGAGAUGUGUUAUGCAAUGAGUGUACAGUGCACUGAAACGUGUCAAUGGAAGAGCAUGUAUCAUUUAUGUACAAUUUUGUUAAAAUUAAUAUGAACUUGAAUAAAAUGAAUGCUAGUUAUUGUGAAUAAUGUGA
Molecule: messenger RNA, 2682 nt
Organism: Haliotis rufescens (red abalone)
Lineage: Eukaryota; Metazoa; Mollusca; Gastropoda; Lepetellida; Haliotidae
Product: DNA-directed RNA polymerases I and III subunit RPAC1-like
Exons: 11
Coding region: 94-1134 (346 amino acids)
Biological process (GO): DNA-templated transcription
Cellular component (GO): RNA polymerase I complex; RNA polymerase III complex
Molecular function (GO): DNA binding; protein dimerization activity
Source: RefSeq, a predicted model, not a curated record